Messenger RNA from Notothenia coriiceps (black rockcod), 531 nucleotides. RefSeq names its product bcl10-interacting CARD protein-like. Lineage: Eukaryota; Metazoa; Chordata; Actinopteri; Perciformes; Nototheniidae. The transcript has 5 exons. Gene Ontology annotation, cellular component: mitochondrion. Bases 91 to 531 code for a protein of 146 amino acids. The record is from RefSeq and is a predicted model, not a curated record.
ACCGUCACACCGGGGACACCAGGAAGUUUUACCGGGAGCCUCUGAAGCACGUCCCCCAGUCUGUUUUUCAGUAUGACAGGUUUGUGAAACAUGGACAUUGACGAUUACCAUGAGCAGCUCCAGAGGGACGCCCACUUCCUGUGCUCGGAUCAGAGGAUGGACACUGAACUGAUGGACAUAUUGGUGCUGCAGCUAAACAGGAUCUACCCCCAGAUACUCAGUGACAAGGAAGCCCACGGGUUCAGGAAGCUGAGCGUUCCCACCAAGGUGAGGUUAGCCGAGUUGUUGAAGCACCUGCACAGGAAGGGCGAGGAGGCAUGUCAUGAAUUCUACAGAGGACUUCACAUCCACGCUGAGGACGUCUACUCCAGCCUGCCCACCAGAGUCAUACAGAAAGAAACGUCUGAUGCUAAAUGGUCUAACACCAUGGCGAUCCACCAAGAGCGAUAUGUGCUGAAUGACAGAGUAAUCUCUGAACAAAUCACUUGCUUCGGCUGGAUUGUGGCCACCAGCGAACGGGUUGCUUCAUAA